Penicillium verhagenii is the source of this 192-nucleotide messenger RNA. RefSeq lists its product as uncharacterized. The transcript has 2 exons. NCBI's taxonomy places the organism in Eukaryota, Fungi, Ascomycota, Eurotiomycetes, Eurotiales, Aspergillaceae. Bases 1 to 192 code for a protein of 63 amino acids. The record is from RefSeq and is a predicted model, not a curated record.
AUGAUUAAGUUUAUCUUUAAGUUUACUAAGGAAUGGCUGGGUGCUAAAGAAGUUAAUACUUAUAUUCUACCUAAAAUCAUCUUUAAUCCUUUAUUAGUGCUUAGUCUAUAUAUCUUCUUGUUAGGUCUACUCUUUGUAGAUUGUGUAUUUAACUAUGUUAAGGGUGAGGAAAUUCUGGUUUCUAUAAGCUAG